GAAAAAAAUCGAAAAAACCAACUAUGACUCAGCACCAAAGGGAGCCUACCAAUGCAGACCGGUACUAUAUCUGUCGUAAUUUCAACAAGUAUUAUAUAAACUUCAAUGUUACUGGGGUGUAUAACAAGCGGAUUGAGGACGGGGCCAUUCGUGGAGCACUCCGUAGGUUAAUGUUGAAUAAUAGUACUUUUGUUUUGAAUGCAUUUCGAACAGGUUGUAUCGAGGAGGAUACCCAGAGAGAUUAUCGGAAUUUUAUAUUGAAGCCGGUGAAAGAGAUCAGGUACGAAGAUGUUGUUGAAUGGCGGGAGAUUAAAGAGUUCAAUGAACAGGUUUUGGAAGAAAUUGGAGAAAUUGAUUUCGAGAUGAAUGUGGAUAAGCCGUUGUUCAAGGUAUUGAUUAGCCAAUGCGGCGACAAACAGUAUGUUACUUUCCUCUGUGACCAUAUAUUAUUUGACGGUGGGUCGGGGGCAUUUUUCCAUGAAGAUUUGAUUAGAGAAUUGGCCAGGGGAGAAACAAGAUCCAGUGCGGUUAUCUUUAAUUAUGAGCAGGAUUAUGAAAAGUUGGCUCCCUUGAGCCCCCCCGUUGAUGAGAUCAGUGAUUUGUAUACCGCGUCGUUAAUCCAGAAGGUUAGCAUCAUUGUACUGGAGAUGAUUCCUGGGUUUAUCAAGAAUAUAUACCGUCGAUGGUUCAUCAAAGGAUUCCCUGACUUGAGGCAGAACCCAAUUUUCACUUAUAAGCCCAAGACCAAACUGAUACGAACCGGGUAUAAGAUGAUUAAGUUUGAUCCAUCACAAACGCAACGGGCAGUAGAGUAUUGUCGUAGCCAGCAAGUUACCCUUACGCCAUUUAUUGGAGCGGUGGGAUUAUCAGCAUUACAGGAUACUAUAAUCCCACGACUUGCCAACAAUGCCACGGUACAAUACUCCUUUAAGUCCAACCUAGUGUUUUCCGGGCGCCGGUUUCUCCCUGAUUACCGGUAUGGGGUAUGUGUCGGAUCAGUCGACUGUACUAUAGGGCCCAUUAAAUCGAUAAUUGAAACCACAAGAGUAUUCGCCAGACAAUUGAAAGGGGCAAUAAGUAACUUGAAGAGUAUCCAAAGAAUGGGGUUACUUGGAUUGGUUAACAUAAAGGAUUUCUUAUUCAAUAGAUUGGAAAACUAUUCAAAACUGACCUUGGAAGUAUCUAAUCUUGGAAUUAAAAGUCUUGUCAGCGGAGAAUGGCAGAUUGAGGAUUUGAUAUUCAGUCAAAAUAUCGGGAUAUCCCAUUACUUUGGCUUCCUGGUGGUGGGCACCCCCACGGGAGGCACCAAUCUAGUAUUGGGAUAUAUGAAGGAAUUUGACGACUUGGAACCAAACGCAUGGAACCAGUUUAUCAAGGACUUUGAAUCCAAAUUUGAUUACUGCGAAAAGUGAACCAAAC
This is a messenger RNA of Hyphopichia burtonii NRRL Y-1933, 1419 nucleotides long. RefSeq lists its product as uncharacterized. Gene Ontology annotation, molecular function: N-acetyltransferase activity. The transcript has a single exon. The coding region runs from base 24 to 1412 and encodes 462 amino acids. The record is from RefSeq and is a predicted model, not a curated record. NCBI's taxonomy places the organism in Eukaryota, Fungi, Ascomycota, Pichiomycetes, Serinales, Debaryomycetaceae.